CUGGGCUUCUGAAAGGCUGGCUAAGAGGCUCGGGGCCGAGCUCUCCGGGUCUGAGUCUCCACGCGUGGCUCGGAGCCUUCAUGAGGCGUGGCGGGAGCCAGAGGGAGAUCACAUUUUUGGAGUACUGUACCCAUCCUUAAGGAAAGCCCAGAAAGAGAUCAUGGCUCCAGAGCAAAGGGAAGGGAAGUCUCAGGCGUCAGUGACGUUCGAGGAUGUGGCCGUGCUCUUUACUCGGGAUGAGUGGAAGAAGCUGGACCACUCUCAGAGAAGCCUGUACCGGGAGGUGAUGCUGGAGAACUACAGCAACCUGGCCUCCCUGGGAUUUCCAUUUACCAAACCAAAAAUGAUCUCCGUGUUGCAGCAAGGAGAAGAACCCUGGAAAGUAGAGAAAGAAAGUCAUGGCGACUCCUCUCUUGGAUGCAACAGCAUUCUUCAAACCACAAAAUCAACUCAAACUAAAGAUUCAUCAUUUCAGGGAUUAAUGAAGAAACAACUCAAAAGAGACAAGUCCUGGGACUUCACUUCAGGAAAUUUCUGCAGAUCUGGCAACGGUUUUAAAAAGCAGGACAAAAAUGAAAGCUUACAAAUAAUUCCAGUCACCCAUACGAAAAUCCUUACUGUAGAUAAAAGCCAUAAGAAUUUUGAAUUUGGUCCAAACAUCGACCUGAAGUCAGUUGGUAAACGAAAGAUCGCUAGGGAAAAAACACAAAGAAAUAGCCUCAAGAAAAAUUCAAAUUCACUUAAUCAACCAAAAAUCAAGACUGCAGAGAAACGCUAUAAAUGUAGUACUUGUGAAAAAGCCUUCAUGCACAACUCAUCCCUUCGGAAACAUCUGAAAAACCAUACGGGAGAGAGAUUAUUUCAGUGUAGAGAUUGUUUGAAAGCUUUCAGCCAAAGUUCUGCUCUUAUUCAACAUCAAAGGACUCACACUGGAGAGAAACCCUACAUAUGUAAAGAGUGUGGGAAAGCCUUCAGCCAUAGUGCGUCCCUUUGUAAGCACCUAAGAACUCAUACUCUGGAGAAGUCUUACACAUGCAAAGAAUGCGGAAAAUCUUUUAGCAGGAGGUCUGGCCUUUUUCUGCAUCAAAAAAUCCAUGCCCGAGAAAAUCCUCAUAAAUAUAACCCAGGUAGGAAGGUAUCCACUUCCCUUUCAGGAUAUCAGAAAAUCCAUUCCAGAAAGAAGACCUACUUGUGUAACGAGUGUGGCAACACCUUUAAGUCUAGCUCAUCCCUUCGCUAUCAUCAGAGAAUCCACACCGGAGAGAAACCUUUCAAAUGUAGCGAAUGUGGCAGAGCCUUCAGUCAGAGCGCUUCACUUAUUCAACAUGAAAGAAUUCACACUGGAGAAAGGCCCUACAGGUGUAAUGAAUGCGGAAAAGGCUUCACUUCUAUCUCAAGACUCAACAGACACCGAAUAAUUCACACUGGGGAGAAAUUGUAUAAUUGUAAUGAAUGUGGCAAGGCCUUAAGUUCCCAUUCAACUCUUAUUAUUCAUGAGAGAAUUCACACUGGAGAGAAACCAUGUAAAUGUAAAGUCUGUGGGAAAGCCUUCAGACAGAGUUCAGCUCUCAUCCAGCAUCAGAGAAUGCACACUGGAGAGAGACCUUAUAAAUGUAAUGAGUGUGGGAAGACAUUCAGGUGCAAUUCAUCCCUCAGUAACCAUCAGCGAAUUCAUACUGGGGAGAAGCCGUACCGAUGCCAGGAAUGUGGGAUGUCAUUUGGUCAAAGUGCAGCUCUUAUUCAGCACCAGAGAAUUCACACAGGAGAGAAGCCCUUUAAGUGUAAUACAUGUGGGAAGAGUUUUAGACAGAGCUCCUCCCUUAUUGCACACCAGCGAAUCCACACUGGAGAGAAGCCCUAUGAAUGCAGUGCAUGUGGGAAGCUCUUCAGCCAGAGAUCCUCCCUUACCAAUCACUACAAAAUUCAUAUUGAAGAGGACUCCUUGAACACAGAUUUGCAUGAGUAAAAGCAAUUAACCAAAGUUCUUCAGAAUAUAUACUUCAUAUUGGCUUAAUAAAUAUAAUGAAUAUGAGGAAACUUUCAAUUUAGUCCUAGGAGAUUAAAAUUACAAGGAUAAACCUUGGCUAUAUAAUAAUUGAGAAAGUUUUCCUACCUUCCAGUCACCUUUUAAGAACAGAUACUUUAAAGUUACAAACAUUAGCACUGACCUUUUCUAAGGUAAAAGGAACACUCUUAUUUUGUCCAUAUAAUAUAUAAUAUGUGCAAUAUAUAAACCCUAGAAAAAUCUGAGUUUAGGAGUGCUGUGUUGCUGUUAUUAGCAAAAGAAGUAUCAGCUAUGAGCAUAUUUACUACAACUAAUAUUUUAAUAGGGAAUAACUAAAAUACAUGCAUUUUUAAAGCAAGGGACCAAUCUUAAAAAAAAAACUACCUCACAAUGUCUGAAAUUUUCCUUUUCCUAUGUUAUUGUCAAACUGCAUGAUUUUUAUUAAAGAGA
Microtus oregoni (creeping vole) is the source of this 2455-nucleotide messenger RNA. RefSeq names its product zinc finger protein 354B. Gene Ontology annotation, molecular function: RNA polymerase II cis-regulatory region sequence-specific DNA binding; DNA-binding transcription factor activity, RNA polymerase II-specific. NCBI's taxonomy places the organism in Eukaryota, Metazoa, Chordata, Mammalia, Rodentia, Cricetidae. Gene Ontology annotation, biological process: regulation of DNA-templated transcription. Bases 161 to 1966 code for a protein of 601 amino acids. The record is from RefSeq and is a predicted model, not a curated record. The transcript is spliced from 5 exons.